Molecule: messenger RNA, 1046 nt
Organism: Linum tenue
Lineage: Eukaryota; Viridiplantae; Streptophyta; Magnoliopsida; Malpighiales; Linaceae
Source: the annotation of a GenBank genome assembly
CUCUCUCUCUCUCUCUCUCCAUCUGAAUACAGACAAUUUCAUCUCUCUGCAUCAGUAGGAUAAAGAAUUUCAAGAUUAUGAUGUCAUGCCGCCGCCGACUAACCGCCGGAUCGGCGGCGCCGCUGGAUUUCCACCGCGGGCAGAAGGAUUCCGCUUCGACGGUGGUGGAAGUCGUCUCCCUCCCUCUCAGAAGGAUUCGUAACCGUCACCUCCUCCAACCGGCAAUUUCACUGAGAGCGGUCUCGAGGAGGCGUUCGGAAUUGUUCCUCGCCGAGGCGGCGGUUGGCGGACACAGCAGAGGCGUGCGGGAGCGUCCGGACGGCGGAAACGAGGCGGCGGCGGAGGAGGAGGAGCUGCCGGCAGAGCCUCUCUCGUAUUCCGCCGUCGGGAAUCCAGCGGUGGAGGAGGAGGAUGAUUGCAGAGGAGAUCUGACGACUCACGAUGCUGCGCCGGCGGAGGCAGGGAUUGCGAGUCGGUUCGGGGAGAAGAAUCGAGCUGUGGAGGUGGCGAUUGCGGCGGCGGCGACGGUGGUGCUAGGGGUGGGGAAUCGGGUGUUGUAUAAGCUGGCCCUCGUUCCUCUCAAGCAUUAUCCCUUCUUUCUCGCGCAGCUCGCCACCGUCGGGUAUGUCCUUGUGUAUUUUACCAUAUUGCAUUUCCGGCACCGUGCUGGCAUUGUGAGCAAUGAGAUGCUUUCGUUGCCUAAAGGUCCAUUCAUUCUUGUUGGAAUCUUGGAGGCUCUUGGAGCUGCUACUGGAAUGGCAGCAGCAGCAAACCUUUCUGGAGCAUCGAUUCCAGUUAUAUCUCAGACCUUCCUUGUGUGGCAGAUUUUUAUGUCAGCUGUCUUCCUUGGAAAGAGAUACAAAAUCAAUCAAUUACUAGGGUGUUUCCUUGUUGCUAUUGGUGUCAUUAUAACUGUAGCCAGUGGAUCUAGUGCUGGCCAUUCGUUGAAAGAAGCCGGUAUUUUUUGGAGUCUUUUAAUGAUACUCUCGUUUCUGUUCCAAGCUGCCGAUACUGUACUCAAGCGGUUUGCUAAUGCUGACGCCUGA